This is a messenger RNA of Onthophagus taurus, 7910 nucleotides long. It is a transcript of the gene Nipped-B, whose product is annotated as Nipped-B cohesin loading factor. Gene Ontology annotation, cellular component: Scc2-Scc4 cohesin loading complex. Gene Ontology annotation, molecular function: chromatin binding; cohesin loader activity. Lineage: Eukaryota; Metazoa; Arthropoda; Insecta; Coleoptera; Scarabaeidae. Gene Ontology annotation, biological process: establishment of protein localization to chromatin; establishment of mitotic sister chromatid cohesion; replication-born double-strand break repair via sister chromatid exchange. The record is from RefSeq and is a predicted model, not a curated record.
GUAAUAAGAAGAACUGGUUAACUGGAGUUUGCCUCCCAUCAAACUGUGUUUAGAUCGUCGCCAUUCGAUAAUCUUUUCUAUUUACAGAGAGAAAAUGAAGGUACGUUAGAGAAUAAUAGUUACGCGUCGAACAACGAGCGUACGAAAGAUAUGAGAUGGUCGAGAAUCGAGGUUAAGAGCUCGUCCGUUGUGUACAAGGGAACGUAUACAAGUUUCUAUGCGUAUCGUACAUCGUCAGGGGAUGAAAACAAACCUAUGCGUUCGUCAAGUAUUUAAAAGUUUCACUGAUUUAUCUAGAAAUAUUAGUGCGGGGAUGUGCAACAACUCUGGAUGUGCGUGUCUGACAACUAGGAUAUCUAUGGAGGUAGUGAAAUGAUGCGUUUAUUUAUUUAUUUUUUUUAUAUUGGAUGUAAAAAAAUGUCACGGUAUUUAAGUAUUAUCUGUUAGUUAUAAACAAUGUGCUAAACGCGCGACGAAAAGUGCCAUACAUGUACGAAUGUUUAUUGUGCAUGCAUUCUACACGUUUAAUCAUGGUUUUUGGGUGAACCUAUCUAUGCGGAUAUGGACCGCGAAAUACCUAGCGUUCCUAUCACCACAUUAGCAGGGGUGACAAGUCUCAGCGACUUGUUACCCGAAAUGCCUUUACCCACUCCUCUACCUCAAACGUUGAGUAAUAAAUCGCUACUUUUUCAUCCAAGGGUUGCUGAAGAGGCUCUUAACCUACUUGGCGUUCGAGACGAAACUCUUGUACCCCAAUUAGUUCAAUCGUUAGUUCAAACGUCAGCCGAACACAUAGAAAUUAAAGAUAACUAUGCUACAACACAACCCCCUGUUUAUCAACAAGAGGGAAUUCCAGAAUUGUUACGUGCUAUGAUUGACACGAAUCCAAAUCUUUUUAAUGGAAUUGGAAAAGCAACAUCUCAAUGGAACCGUCCCGCAAAUCAUCACCAAUCAGCGGCGGUUCACUGUGAUACACCCCAACCAACGAACGUGACGUUACCAAAAACCGGUCAAAUGUUGAUCACCGGAAAUCAACGUCUAUCUACGGCGCCCGAACAACUGCAACCCUUACCCCAAAAAGUACCCAACAGCACCCACAUAUCAAAGGAAGAAAAUUUUCAACAAAUUUAUUCCCACGAAACCAACACCACCGAAUUACGACAAUUACGGCGACCAAUGAGAGGUCCAUCACCUGCACAAGCGAGCGAUGCGCCAUCUCAAUCGCCCGUUCCACCGACGGAAACUCACAAUACGAGAUCGAAAACAAAUAAAGACGAAACAUUAAACGAGACGACUAAAAAAGAGCCAAGUCCAGCCAAAGAGACACCGAACGAAACGGCGCAACGAUCGAGAUCGAAUUCGACGGAAACUGCUAGGGAUAAAGACAAAGACACGUUACCUCCCGGUGUGAUGCUGCCGAUCGUUCGAUUGCAGCGGAUAUCGACCGAAGAUCAACAGCUGAUGCAGCUCAGCUUGUCAGAUUUCGCGGAGAAUCGGCCGAAAUUAGCCAAAGAACUGGGUAUAUUACCAAUCGCUAAUAACGCAGCCGGCGACUAUUACGCCGACAAAUUUUCCGAAUUGGUCGGGAAUAAAAGGAGAUGGAGAGAGGAUAAAUCUGAACAAGUUGUGGUUAAGCCCAAAUUGAGGCGGGUUAAAAAGAAAUAUGUUCCGGUGUUGGAAAAAUUAUCCGGAGAGGAAUUAAUGGAAACUAACACGUUUGAUAGGUUCAAUAGAAACUUGGAACACGUUUUGAAAAGUUCCGAAGGGUUCGAUUACGCUGAAAUAACGGAUGAUGGCGUUGUUCCAGCGGAAUAUUUAUUAAGUAGACACACGUUACAAGAACUCACCACGGAAUCUGCAAAAUUAAAAAUUUUGGGGGCUACCGAAAUGAUACCUGCCGAAAAAUUAGUUCAAUUAUUGAACGUUUUGGAAAUUAAUAUAAGAGGUGGCGAUCGAGUGACGCCCAUAACUGACGAGGAAAACGAAAGGGUCCGACAAAUUUGGGUGGAAACGGCGAUGGAGAGGAUAAUGGGGGCGGCGGACGCUUGUUUAAUAAUUUUGUACGUUUUGACGUCCCCAAACAUGCCGAAACGUGUAUACAUAGAAGACGUAAUCGAGCGGGUUGUAUUAUUUAUAAAAUAUCAUAUGCAAAACACAAUAUUUCCAUCGUACGAUUCAACGUAUCGCUUAGAUAAUAAGAAAAAGGACGGUCGAAAAAAGAAGGCGAUACAUGUAUUAGAAAAAUCGGUAACAGGCCUUUACAGUAAAAUAUCGGUACUAAUUAAUCUGUUAUCGGAGCUAUUAAACAUACAGAUCUUAACUGACACGUCGGUUUUACACGCCUCAUCAAUGGGGGUGUCCCCUUUCUUUGCGGAAAACGUAAACGAAAUUCAAUUAGCUAGUUUAAAGUUGGUUACGACAAUUUUUACGAAAUACGAAAGCCACCGUAGGUUGUUAUUGGACGAUAUCUUGGCUUCAAUCGCUCGCCUUCCAAGCAAUAAGCGCAGUUUAAGAACUUACAGGUUAAAUAGCGAGGAACACAUACAAAUGUUAACCGCUUUAGUAUUGCAAUUGAUCCAAUGCGUCGUCGCUUUACCCGAAAAUUUAAACAAUAAGACUCGAUCGAUCGGCGAUACAACUCAAAACGAAAACGUUAAAAACGUCGAUUUAGACGUGCUUAUUUGUAACAAAUACGAAAAAGCCACUUCGACGGCGGCUACGUUCCUCACGGUUUUCCUGAGCAAAUGCGGAAAUAGAUCUGAAGAUAUCGAUUAUAGGCCGUUGUUUGAAAAUUUUAUUCAAGAUCUUUUAUCGACGGUCAAUAAACCCGAAUGGCCGGCGACAGAACUUUUGCUCAGCAUCCUUGGUAAAAUGUUGAUGAAAAAUUUUACGAAUAAAGGUACCGAUAUGUCUCUACGCGUCGCUAGUUUAGAUUAUUUGGGUGUAGUCGCGGCUAGACUUCGAAGAGACAGCGUUGUAUCCCAUUAUAAAUUAAACACAAUCGAUCAAAUGAUAAAAGAGAUCAAAUCGGAAGAAAUGAAGGAUAACGACCGAGACGAUGAUGACGACGUGGACGACGACGAUGACACCGACGACGUUGACGCGAAUAAAAAAUCGGUUUCGAACCCCGACGAAGAGAGAACGCAAUUUUUACAAAGGGUUUUAUUAGAUUUCUUGGCCGUAAACGCCCAAAAUGAAGAAGCUCACCGAUACGCGCGUCAUUUUUAUAUAGCCCAAUGGUACAAAGAAGUCGUUAAUGAAAAAUCGCAAUUAGCCACCGGCGAAAAAAAUAAUAAACGUACUGGUUCUAAAGAGAACCAUAAAAAUCGUAGUAGGGUCAUAUCCGAUGAUGAACAUAGUUCCGACGAAGAAAAACAUCGGAAAAACGAAAAAAUGUCGCGAGAUCAAAGUAACGUCGAAAAGUUUCGGCUGUUGGAGGAAAGAAAAAAGUUUUUAUUAACGAAAAUUCGACCGUUUCAAGAAAAAAUGUCCGCUGGUAACCGGAUACAGGUUUUUCAAACUUACAUCGAUUACAACAGCGCCGAAUUAAUCGCUCAAUUCCUCGCGUCAAAACGUUACUUUUCUCAAAGUUUCGACGUCUACCUUCGCGCCAUUUUAAUCGUACUUCGCGAAACAUCCAUAGCCAUUCGGACUAAAGCUUUGAAAUGUCUCACGAUGAUCGUGGAAGCCGAUCCAGCCGUUUUGGGACGACACGAUAUGCAAAUGAGCGUAAAUGGCUCUUUACUCGAUCAUUCGACAUCCGUUCGAGAAGCUGCCGUCGAUUUGGUUGGAAAAUUUGUCCUCAGCCGACCCGAAUUGAUCAACAAGUAUUACGAGAUGUUAUCGGCGAGAAUUUUAGACACAGGAGUUAGUGUGCGAAAGCGCGUCAUUAAAAUUCUUAAAGAUAUCUGCAUCGAGUGUCCCGAGUUUCCCAAAAUACCCGAAAUUUGCGUCAAAUUGAUUCGGCGCGUUAACGAUGAGGAGGGAAUUCGAAAACUGGUUAUGGAGGUUUUUCAAAAUAUGUGGUUUACGCCGAAUAAAAGUACACCCUUAAUUAGGAAAGUUAUGAAUAUUACCGAUGUAGUUGCAUCGUCUAAAGAUAUUGGAUUGGAAUGGUUUGAGCAGUUACUUAUUAGCUUAUUUAAACCUAAAGAAGAUAAAGAUGAUUCGACAAAAAUACAAGUGGAACCACCAAGAGCGCUCCUAUUGGCUUGUAAACAAAUUGUGGAUUGUUUAAUAGAAAAUAUUUUACGAUUAGAAGAAACGAACGACAAUAACACGGCAUCCCAGAGGCUCGUUGCUUGUUUGGCGACGUUGUAUCUCUUUGCAAAAAUCAGGCCUCAAUUGUUAGUGGCGCACGCGUUAACGUUACAACCUUACCUUAGCUUGAAAUGUCAAUCGAAAGGUGAGACGCAAAUUAUUUGUAACGUUGCGCGAAUGUUAGAGCUGGUUGUACCGCUUAUGGAACAUCCCAGCGAAUCGUUUCUCGCUCAAUUAGAAGAGGAUUUGAUGAAAUUGGUGAUUCAACACGAUAGAACGAUUGUUUCUAGUAGCAUAUCGUGUUUGGGUUCGAUAGUGAACAACACCACGCGAAAUUACAAAUUAAUUCGCGAGUGUUUUGAUAAGUAUUAUACAUAUUUGCUACGGUACAAAUCGCGGUUGGAAGUUCAUGCGAACGAUCCCGCCAUUAAGAACAACAUCUGCCGGCAGUAUUUCCGUAGGGCUUUGUUUAUCGUCGGACUUUUAUUGCGACAUUUCGAUUUUCGCGAUUCCGAAGUAAUAGGGGAUCUUUCCCCAGACAUCAAAGAUCAAGUUUUUAAAACGAUGAGUUUCUUCUUGCUACAACAAGAAUUUGAUAUACAAGCGAACACUUUGAAAUCGAUCGGCUCGAUAUGUAUCCGUCAUUACGAGUUUAUGUUGGAACCAGAAUUGAAAUCGUUUUAUCACAAAAUGUUGACUUCCGAUGAUGUUCCUUUGAAGAUGAAAAGCGAGGUGCUUAUUAAUAUCGAAAACUAUCUUUUGGAGGAGGAUAAACGCAUGAUACAACAAGAUUUGGAAUGGGCUAAAAGAUCGAAAGGGGAAAAUUUAAAGGAGAUGGGCGACGUUUCAUCGGGGAUGGCCAGUACGGUUAUUCAAUUGUAUUUAAAAGAAAUUCUGCAGUCUUAUCUACACCCGGCUUUAGGGGUCCGCCAACCAGCUUUAAGAGUAAUCCAACUUAUUUUGCAACAAGGUCUUGUUCAUCCGGUCCAGAUUGUUCCAUAUUUAAUUUGUAUGACAACCGAUUGCGAAAAAGUGGUAUCUCACAGCGCCGAUAAACUAUUAUUAGAAAUAGAAAAGAAAUAUCCUGGAUUUAUCCACACGAAAUCGUCAUUGGGCGUGCGACUUUCGUAUCAGUUGCAACUGAUCUUUCAAAGUAGCGACAUCAUUAGGGGUUUCGUGGUAAAGGUUCAAGGCGAGUACCCCACCGCCCUUAACACGUAUUUAUACUCUAUACUUCGUAAUUCGAGACAGCAGAGACGUGCCUUAGUUUUAAACAUUUUAAAACAAUUCGACGAUCAAGCGCGUACGAGCUUAUCUUAUAUGUUGUACCUGGCCGAUAAUUUGGCAUAUUUUCCGUAUUUGGUACAAGACGAACCGUUAUUUAUCGUACAUCACAUUGAUAUAAUGAUAUCGGUUUCCGGUACUAAUUUACUUCAAACAUUUCGUGAGGGUCUUAUGAUGCCUGAAAAUCAAAAGUUAGCUUCCGACAACAAUCCCGAAGUAAAUAUUGCAAUAUCAGCUUUAGACGAAGACGACGAUGACCCUGAGGCACUUGUUGAACGUGUUCCCGAGGAUACAUCACAAUUACAAGCUUGUAUAACGGCCGCGCAGGGUUGUUUUCUUCUCUUAAUGUUGAAACAACAAUUAAAAGACGUUUAUGGGUUAAGCGAUGGUAAAAUUCAACAAUAUACACCUUCCGAGCCGGCUAAAGUUUACGAAAAAACCGCUUCUCGUCGAAAUAAUGCUUUGUUCAAUCCAACGAUGACGUUAAAUAAACUUAAGGAAGGGGCACCAUCCGAGUUUUUGGAUCAAGAAGGACGUAAAGAUCUCAUAAAGCAAUAUUUAGAAUUUAAACAAUUAAUGUUACAACUCGAUCCUGACGAUCCAGAUGAUGAGGAGGGUAACAAAGCAUUAACAGCCUUGAGUACAGCAGGAACCGGGGCGAAUUCGCUUUCUAUGAAUGCUAGUUCAGCUACCGUUUUAUCAGAUGCGGAUAAAGUUGCUUUGACAAAUUAUAAGGAUAAUUUACCACCAAAAGUGCCCAAGUUAGUGAUUUCAAAUAGAAGGUUGGACGGUGAACAUAAACGUACGCCGCGACAAAAACCUGAAAAGAAAAAACAUCGGCACAAGAAAAAGCGACGAAAAUUUGUGAGUUCGUCGGGCGAUGAAAGUGAGAACGAUUACAGCGAUCCCGACUAUAUGGCUUAAAGCAGCAAUCGUAAAAACAAAUAAAAAAACAAAACUAAUGGCGGUGUGAAAAGGCGAUUAAGUGAACGUGAAAAAAAAAAAGACAAAUUUAAUUACUAAUGAGGUGUACAGUGAAAAGUAGUGUUAGUUUGGAUAUUGUAAGAUUUAUCAAAAGAUUUUUUAUAAGAACUACAUAGGAAAAGAAACCGGACAUUGAGGUUUUUUUUAAGAUGCACUUUUUUCCGUUGACGGUAAAAAAAGAUAAUACAAGGAGUUUUGACGUUUAGAGAUGAAUAUGUAACGAUCGUUCUUUUGUUUUCAUUUUUAAAAUGGUUUUUCUAGUUAUUUUUUUUUAUUUUUAGUUAGAAUAAAGGAACUAUAUUUUACAUGUCGUUCUGCCGUUAGUUAAUUGAUAUAUAUGUAAAAUAAUGUUUUCAUUUUUUUUAUAAAUUUUCUGAUCUCACAUAUUUUCAUAUUUAUUUGUUUUAAAGGACUAUUAGUCAGCAGUAGAUGCAAUUUAUUAAAGCUCUCUAUGGUUAAGCAAUAAAGCAACGUUAUUGCGGAGUAUUUUGUUUUGAAAAUAUAAUAAGAAUUCAGAUAGAGUUGAGAAAUUAAGUUGUACAUAUAUAUUAAUUAAUGGUGAUAAAAUUUAACUCUUUUAAAUCGAAAUAGAAAAGUUUUGUAAAAUAUUGUUCCGGGAAAAAAAUGAAAAAAAAUAGUUUAAAGACCAAUAUGUACAAAUAUACUAAAAAGAAAUGCCGAAACGAGUCGCUUCUUCUCGAAAUGAAGCUAAAAGACCAAGGCUUAUCAGAAAAAAUAAUGAUCCCAAAAAAUGAAUAGAAGCACAAAAUAAUAUUUCCGUUAUUUAAAUUUAUUUUUUAGUAACGUUAGGUUUAGCAGCUUCUGUAUUUUUACCUAGACUGUGUAGGAUGUUCAUUUUUUGACAAGUUUUCUUAUUCGUGAUAGAUUCAUUCGCAAUAUUAUUUAUUAUUAUUAUUAUUUUAAUAUUGCUUACUUUAAAUAACCUGCUCACAAAAAUUUUUUUAUUCUACACCCACUAUUCGUUUUUCAAAUACUUUUAGAGCUAUAAUUAUUUCGAUUUAUAUCUAAAUAAAGGACGAUAAUCUCACUAACAUCAAAAAGAUCAUCACAUCCGCAUUCAUUUUAGAUCAUAUAUAUUACUGAAGCAGGUUAUUCAUGGUAAAAACAAUAUUUAUCGGUUUCUAGAUUUUUCGAUAUAAUAAAGAAAAAAUAAAGCAUCUGGCAUAAAGGCAUUUGUCAACAGUCGUUAUUUAAAUUCAUUUCUCGUUGUAUAAAUUAAAAGUACUAAUAUGUAAUAAAACUGAUCCACAUAGAAUGUAACACUAUCGGCUGCUGACAAAUUAACUGUUAGACGUUUUUCUCUUAUGUAAAAGUCCGAUUUGUAUUUAAAUAAAUUUAUAUUUGUAAAUAUUUCAUUUAAA